UUUUUGUUUCAAAGCGUAAGCUGUUUGUAUUUGUUUGUGGACGGUGUGUGUAGUUCAGAAACACCGAAAUCGGCCAAUCGGGCUCUUGUAAAAAACAACAACAAGCUGUAUAAUAACAUGGCGUCAGCCGGCACAGCUGUAGUCGAAACUCCGCUGCAAGAAAAUGUUCAAAAUGGUUAUACGUCGAACGCUGCAUGGAAAGUUAAGUCCUGGGGUUCCAACAACAAUUCUGUAAAAUGUGAAAGUACUUCCUUUGCUGAUGUGAUGAGCGAACAAUUGGCGAAUGAAUUACAAUUGGAUGAAAAUUACGAGUUGGAAAAUCCACUACAAGAAACUGUAUUUUUAAAUGAUUCCACUUUGAAUGAACCAGUUGAGUGGAGCAAAAGUAACGAUACAUCCAAUGAUGAAGUGUUGGCGCAAAUCUUGCAAGCUCAAUUGGAUCAAGAAUUCAAUGAAAGUGUAACUCGACAAGAAAAUCAAGUUAAUAAAAACUCAAAGGUGCGGCUGUCAUUUAAUAAUUAUCGGACGGACUCCUUGUUUACAUCCGAUGAUAACUAUGAUGAUGAUGAUGAAGAAGAUGAGGUUGAUGGCACUGGAAGAGAGGGAUGUUCGGAGGCGGAUCAAAGUUCAAAUAUGCUCGAGUUUCCUUCGGAUAAAGGUUUGCAGAAAUACAUGAAUAUUGUAAAAGUGUACAUAUAUAUAUGCAUAUUAAAAAAGUUGAAAUGA
This is a messenger RNA of Ciona intestinalis (vase tunicate), 726 nucleotides long. Lineage: Eukaryota; Metazoa; Chordata; Ascidiacea; Phlebobranchia; Cionidae. The record is from RefSeq and is a predicted model, not a curated record.